Messenger RNA from Diatraea saccharalis (sugarcane borer), 1680 nucleotides. NCBI's taxonomy places the organism in Eukaryota, Metazoa, Arthropoda, Insecta, Lepidoptera, Crambidae. The record is from the annotation of a GenBank genome assembly.
AUGCCGAAACCACAAUAUAAGCAACAAUUUCGGGAUUCUUGGCUUCAAGACCCACAUUUAAAAGAUUGGCUACAAGCUAUUGAAAGUACCACGGGUCGAGUAGCAAAAUGUAAAUUUUGUGGUACAACUUUAAGGAGUCACUACGGAGACUUAAAGACUCAUGGGAUGUCAAAGAAGCAUCUACAAAAUAAGAAGCUUAUAAUUACUCAGCCCAAAAUCCCAUUCAAGACAGAGCCCAUUGAAAGUAAAAAAAAGGAUGAAGCCAGACUCGCACUAUUCACCACCAUGCAUACUAGCAUACGUGUCAUAGACCAUUUAGGAGAGAAGACGCUAAAACGAUUCGAUCUCCGAUUGGAAAAUUUAAUGGGACUUGGUACAGAUAACGCUUCUGUGAUGGUUGGAGUAAAUAAUGGAGUCUAUAUCAAAUUGAAGGAAGAGAUACCACAUCUGAUUUUGGUGCGUUGCUUGUGUCAUUCCUUGCAAUUGGCUGUUUCUGCUGCAGCAAAAGAAUUUUUGCCGAGAAAUUUGGAAUUUAUAAUUAGAGAGACAUAUGAUUGGUUUAGCCGCUCGACAUCCAGACAGUUGCUGUAUAAAGAAUUAUACAAAACCAUUAACGACGGUCAGAAACCGUUAAAAAUUGUUCAAGCAUGCCAAACGAGGUGGUUGUCAAUUGAAUCUGCUGUAUCAAGAGUAUACACGCAAUGGCUCGAGUUAAAAACUCAUUUUGCAAUAGCUAAGGUGCACGAAAGAUGUCACACGGCCAAGUUAUUGCACUCUUUAUAUGCGAAUGAGAUGAACUACGCAUAUAUUUCUUUUUUAUAUCCAAUAUUAAUUGAGAUAAACAGAGUUAAUAAAAUGUUCGAGUCAAAAGAUACGGACCAUAUCAAAUUGUAUGAAAAGUUAACUAACCUGAUAGAUAUGCUUGUCUGCAAGGUAACAUUACCUACAAAUAAAGUUAAUAUUUUUAAUCAAAAUAUUCGUGGUUUUUUGGAUCAAAAAUGUUAUCUUGGAUUCAGAUUUGAAAAACAAAUAAUUGAAAUGAGAGAAAAAGGGUUACCAAGGGAAGACGAAGAAAUGAUGCGGCAUCGGUGCAUAACAUUUAUAGUCAGUCUAAUUGAAGAAAUAAAGAAUAGGUUACCAGAAAAUUUGACACUAAUGAAAAACAUUUCCCGAAUAAGUGUUGAACAAGCACUUAAUCACAAUAAAGAAGCACUAAUUGACAUAAUGGCUCAGUUCAAUAAAAGUGCAGAACAUAUAGCGAGAGUCGAUGAUCAGUGGCAUCAAAUUCAUUUAUUAAAAUGGAAUGAAACUAGAAACACAAGAAAGUUUUGGAUGGAAGUAUUGCAAUUCAAAGACACUCAAGGAGAACCGAGGUUUAAGGAAUUGGCGACUUUUGCGAUUACUCUCCUAAUACUACCUCAUUCUAAUGCCGAUGUUGAGAGACUAUUUAGCAGCAUGAAUGUAAUAAAGAACAAGGAGAGAAAUAGAAUGAAGUUAAAUCUUUUAUCUGCUAUUUUGAGAAUACGUUGUUGUUUGAGGUUGGAAGAAAAAUGCUGCAAUGAUUAUAAAAUUCCAGAAGCCGUUGUCAAACAAAUCGGUACCAAAGAAUCAUAUCAAUCUGAAAUGGAAGAUUAUGGUGCAAGCAAAAAUGAUUCGUCUGAAGAAGACGAAUUAAUUUAG